CUCAAUUCCUCUGGAUCUUUCGAAAAGAAAUAAAGAGCUUGGUUUUGGGGUGAAGUACUUGUUCAACAGGUAAUAGACCCCUGGAGUAUCCACCAUGCUGCUGCUUGCGGGCACCUUGUUUACACUCGCGUUCGUCAUAUACAAGAAGAUUUUAUAUCCGCUAUUCUUUUCUCCCCUAGCGAAAAUACCGAGCGCCCACCCACUCGCAUCAGUCAGUUCGCUAUGGAUUCAAUGGAAACGCUUAACCAACAAGGAAUUCGAUGCAGUAGUCUCUGGGUUUCGACAGAAGGGCCCGUAUAUUCGCCUUGCGCCCAAAGAGGUGGCAGUCAAUACCAUGGAAUGCGGUGUUAAAAACAUAUAUGGCAUUGGCAAUGACAAUUUCGACAAGGCACCAUGGUACAACUUCUUCCAAAAUCAUGGGUAAGAUUCCGGCUCCUACUUGACGAGCUUCUUACUGAUUCGCUGGGGAGAUUCCGAAAUACAUUUUGUGCCUUAGGCUCUGAGCAUGCUCUGUAUAGGCGUAGAAUCAGCGGAGUGUAUUCGAAGUCGUUUCUCCAAUCAUCUCCCCAUAUUCGGGCAAUUCUAGAUGCCGUGAUACAGCAGCGAAUCCUUCCAAUACUCGCCCGUACAGCUGAGAAAGAGGAGCCAAUCGAUAUUUUGGCGCUGAAUCUCGCCUAUGGGUUGGACUUUGUUUCUGCAUUCAUUUUUGGGUUGCCACGUGGGGUCAGGUUCUUAGAAAACACAGCCUCUCGCGAAGACUGGCUUGAUCUAUACGACCAAACCCACCCAUCCAAGAACAUGUUUUGGCUGACAGAACAUCCUGUGCUGUCUCAAAUGGCGUCGUUAUUCGGCAUCCCGUUGAUCCCUAGAAAUUUCCUUAAGGCGAAACGGGAAUUGGAAAACUGGGCUAUGAAACGCAUUAAACUCUCAGAGGAUGUUCUUAGCAACAACCCAACUGACGAGACAAUUAGUCCGGGACAUAUGCCUCUUUUGUAUCAUGCACUUAAAACAGGAAUAGAGCUAGAACAAGGCGAAAAGAGAAAUGGAAGGUUUGAACCAAAUAACAUUCAGAGGCAUGAGCUUGCGAGUGAAUGCCUCGAUCACCUGGGCAUAACCUUUUCUUACGUUAUCCUGAACCUUUCGCGAAAUCUUGAGAUCCAGGAGCAAUUGCGACAAGAGCUGCUGUCAAUCUCGCAGCCAUUCCGGUACCAUAAUGAAAAGAGGACUGAGCUCCCAACUCCCCAAACAUUGGAGGCGCUACCUUUCCUGAAUGCAGUGAUCAAGGAAUCUCUCCGCCUCCGAAAUACGGCCCCGACCCUCAAUCCACGGAUAACUCCGACAGGUAGAAAGGUUACAAUUGGACCAUGUGAUAACGUUCCGGCUGGAACCCGGGUGGGUGCCUUUGCCUGGUGCCUUCACAGAAAUGAGGAGGGUUACCCCAACCCAAGGACGUGGGAUCCAAUGCGAUGGAUUGUUGACUCGAGCGACCCGAAAGCUGGAGCUAGGGAGCGUUGGUGGUGGGCGUUUGGCAGCGGUAGCCGUCAAUGCCUGGGCCAAAACCUGGCCUUUGAAUGUGAUGGCAGUGAGCAGCUUAUUCUCAAGGUUGAGCGGGUUGAAACAUAG
Molecule: messenger RNA, 1623 nt
Organism: Coccidioides posadasii C735 delta SOWgp
Lineage: Eukaryota; Fungi; Ascomycota; Eurotiomycetes; Onygenales; Onygenaceae
Source: RefSeq, a predicted model, not a curated record